Physella acuta is the source of this 1315-nucleotide messenger RNA. RefSeq lists its product as uncharacterized. Lineage: Eukaryota; Metazoa; Mollusca; Gastropoda; Physidae. Gene Ontology annotation, cellular component: mitochondrion. The record is from RefSeq and is a predicted model, not a curated record. Gene Ontology annotation, molecular function: glycine N-acyltransferase activity.
UAGAUCUGGUAGCUCUCAUUAAAUAAAGAUUACAUAACAGAACAGAGUUGACAGGGGUUUUAGUGCAGGUACAUCCAUCAGGAGAAUGUGUGACGAGCUCCAUCUUGUAACAGAGCAGGAAAUCCCACAGCUGCUAGCCUGGCUUGAGCAAGAGUUACCUCAGUCUUACGCGCUUUACGGUGUUGUCAGGGAAAACACCAGAUUAAAUUGGCCAGGAUAUCAGUUCUACACCAUCGGAUGGCCAAACAUACAAGCAGCGGCCACUGGCAAUACUGACCUCAACUGUGGGUGUUAUGACUACUUUAAAACAACAGCCCAACUUUUUCUGUACGCCCGUGACGCUAAAUCAGCGCAGGUUUUGUUGACAUCUCCAGGAAUUGUUGACUGGAACAAACCGGCCAUUUUUCGAUUCCCAGAUACACUAACGGUAGGAAUCCGUGAAAUGUUCCAGUCAAGAUUUUCAUACGAGCCGCAAGAGUUGACGUUUUACACAAUGAUGGCACAAAGGGAUGACGUCAUUACAAGCAGCAGCCAAUUACCUGACGACCUGAUUAUCUCCCCUCUGGAACCAAAACGAGACGCUACCAUUAUGAACUCGACCUGGCCGUAUAAAAGGAAGCACUCGGAUAAAUAUAUGGAACAACUUGUUCUCCGUUACCCUUCUUGUGGUGUCUUUGAUAGGUCUGGCCAAUGUCUAGGUCACGUGGUCGGCACAGACCAAGGAACCGUUGGAAUUCUUUACGUGGUUCCAGAAAUGAGACGUCACGGCCUGGGUCAGAUACUGCUACGAGGGCUAUCUAAGGCUUACUUCGACCUUGACCUCCCGUGUGUUGCCUACUGUCUGACGAACAACGUCCAAUCAAUUCAGUUAUUUGAAAAAGUUGGAUAUAAGAAAAUCGACACAAUAAAAGUGAUGUACCACACUCCAACAUAACACUUCGCUGCAGUUUUCAUGUUAUGCGAUGCAUUUGCCAUUCAGUUUUUAAAUUGAGGUUUAUUUAUAGAUUAAAAGUAUGGCCAAUUUUUUAUGGGUCAGUUUCCCAUAUUAAAAAUAUUACGUGCCGAGCAAGGUGCAAGUUUCAAGUAAUUCUUAAAGGUUCGCAAUUUUUUUUUAUACACGAGCUCAAUAAUGAAAAACCUGAGGUUGAAACAUUUGUAAACGAAUAAAUCCACUCUGGAUAUCACAAGAUGAUUAAAGAUAUUUUGUUGUAAUUAGACUAUAAAUACACAUUGCUAAGUCCACCACCGGUGGGGGCGUGUUCUACGUUGUUGUGAUUGGUCAUACAAGGGGAGGAAAUAAAUAUUUGAACAUUUA